Messenger RNA from Pochonia chlamydosporia 170, 1572 nucleotides. Its product is annotated as pantothenate transporter. The coding region runs from base 1 to 1572 and encodes 523 amino acids. Lineage: Eukaryota; Fungi; Ascomycota; Sordariomycetes; Hypocreales; Clavicipitaceae. The transcript has 9 exons. Gene Ontology annotation, molecular function: dipeptide transmembrane transporter activity; allantoate transmembrane transporter activity. Gene Ontology annotation, biological process: allantoate transport; dipeptide transport; tripeptide transport. Gene Ontology annotation, cellular component: plasma membrane. The record is from RefSeq and is a predicted model, not a curated record.
AUGGCCACCAAAGAAACGUCUCACCAUGUUGAGGAUGAAGGGCUGGAGAAGGUGGUCGGUACUAUUGGGAAGGACCAAGAUGAUGCGGGUGCUUUUAUUGCUCAGACGGGAGGAGUGUUUGAGUACUCCGCCAAGGAAGCUAAUAUUGUUCGAUGGAAAUUGGAUCUGAUAUUGCUGCCGAUGAUGACCAUUACAUAUCUUUUGUCCUUUAUGGAUAAAGUAGCUCUUGGACAGGCUUCUAUUUUUGGUAUCAUGGAAGGAGAUGUGAGUUUUCCUGCAUUUCUCAAUCGCGAAGAAGAUAUUGACACGAAUGUAAUUCAGCACCUCACCGGGCAAGAGUAUUCGUGGGCCAGCGCAAUCUUUUACUUUGGCUACUUGAUCGCCCAGUACCCAUGUUCCAUUCUUAUGCAGAAGAUGCCUAUUGGCAAGUAUUUCGGAGUCAUGAUUGUCCUCUGGGGCGUCGCAACAACCUGCCAAGCUGCCACCAACUCGUUUGCCACACUGGCAACGUGUCGAUUUUUCCUUGGUGCAUUUGAGACGUGUAUCUCACCUGUUUUGACUAUUCUCGUCGGACAGUACUGGACGAGAAAGGAGCAUCCCAUGCGUGCUGUGGCGUGGUGGGCUGGUGCUGGUAUUGGAGGGUUCGUCGCCGAUGGGAUCACUUAUUCGGUCUCUGGCGGUGCUUGGACACAUAGCAAAUAUUCGACGUGGCAGCUUGUGUUUCUCGUAUUUGGUCCCAUCUCGAUUGCUUGGGGAGUAUUCAUUUUCUUUGCGAUGCCCACUUCACCUAUGACGGCUUGGUUCUUGACUGAGCGAGAAAGGGAGAUUGCUGUUCUCAGGGUCAUUCAAAACCACACUGGUAUUGAGAAUCGACGAUACAAGACGUAUCAAGCUAGAGAGGCUCUUCUCGACCCUCAGGUCUGGAUGCUCUGUGCAAACAGUUUCCUGCAGUGCAUUCCUGGUGGCGGUCUUACUGCUUUUGGGAAAAUCGUAAUUACUGGUCUUGGAUAUUCCGAUAGGGAUGCCGUCAUCAUGUCGUAUCCCUGUGACGCCGUUCAACUUACCUCUGUGGUGGUAUCUGGUGUACUGGCACAGGCUAUUCCCAACAUUCGAAUUGCCUUGAUGAUUGUGACUAAUAUCAUUGUGCUCAUUGGAAGCGUUUUGGUAGAGGAAUUACCCGUUUCGAAAACGCUAGGUCCCAUGUUCAUUUUAUAUGUCAACACCGUUCCCUACAUCAUGUGUAUGAGUCUUGUGGCCUCCAAUAUUGGUGGCUUUACUAAAAAGGCUACAACGGGGGUCAUGAUGUUCAUGUCUUAUAGUGUUGGCCAGAUCGUCGCGCCGCACUUCUUCCUCGCGAGCGAAAAGCCGAGAUACCCGACUGGAUUUCGAGCAUUCUACAUUAGUCUGGCGCUCAUGAUUGUUGUUGAAAUAUUAAUGAUUGUCUAUUUGAAGAUACAGAAUCGCAAGAAGGAGCAAGCUGCUGCUGAGUCGGCUGCGUCUGGUGUUGCGUCGUCUACGGAUUUUAUGGACUUGACGGACAAGGAGCAUCCCGAGUUUCGAUAUGUAUUUUGA